GCUGUGUUUGUGGAACUAGAAAGAAAUGGAGGGAGAAGAAAGAGAAGGGAGAAAGUUCUCUCUACAUGCACCUCUGAUCCAAAUAUUAGGGGAAAAUGAUGAAGCUGUGAUUAUUGUUAAUGAUGAUGAAGGGAGAAUCAAUGGAGAAGGUACAAUAAUAAGAAAGAAAAUUUUUGAAGAAGUGAAGAAGCAGCUAUGGCUAGCAGGGCCUCUGGUAACUGUAAGUCUCUUAUGGUACUCUUUACAGAUGAUAUCCAUAAUGUUUGUUGGGCACCUUGGUGAGCUACCUCUCUCCGGUGCUUCAAUGGCCACUUCGUUUGCAACAGUCACUGGUUUUAGCUUGCUGAUGGGAAUGGCAAGUGCGUUAGAUACACUGUGCGGACAGUCAUAUGGGGCAAAGCAGUAUCAUAUGCUGGGGAUACACAUGCAAAGAGCCAUGUUUGUUCUUGUUCUUGUUACCAUACCUCUAGCCAUAAUUUGGGCAAACACCAGAUCCAUUCUAGUUCUUCUAGGCCAAGAUCAUGACAUUGCUAAGGAAGCAGGAAUAUAUGCUCGUUUCAUGAUUCCCAGCCUUUUCGCAUACAGUCUCCUUCAGUCUCUUAGCAGAUUUUUGCAAACACAGAGCAUUGUUUACCCAAUGAUGUUAUUUUCAGGAAUCACAACUCUGCUUCACAUUCCUGUUUGUUGGGUUCUGGUGUUCAAAUCUGGCCUCGAAAUUAGAGGUGCUGCCUUGGCAAAUGUAAUAUCCUAUUGGGUGAAUGUAUUUUUGUUGGUAUGUUAUGUCAAGUUUUCUCCUUCCUGCACUAAAACCUGGACAGGAUUUUCAAAGGACGCACUGCAUAACAUCCUCAAUUUUCUUCGUCUUGCUGUUCCAUCAGCUGUUAUGGUCUGCUUGGAGAUGUGGUCAUUUGAAAUGAUGGUCCUUGUAUCUGGACUUCUCCCUAAUCCAGAGCUACAAACUUCUGUUCUCUCUAUCUGCCUCAAUACCGCCAGUACUGUUUGGAUGAUCCCCUUUGGACUAAGUGGUGCAGUAAGCACACGAGUUUCGAAUGAAUUAGGAGCAGGGCAUCCAGAUGCUGCAUGUUUAGCAGUUUGUGUUGUCCUACUUAUCGGCAUUACUGAGGGCAUUUUGGUAGGAUUAGUCCUGAUUUUGAUCCGGAACAUAUGGGGUUAUGCUUAUAGCAAUGAGAUAAAAGUUGUUGAAUAUGUAGCAGUCAUGAUGCCAAUUCUAGCAGCUUCUAACUUCUUGGACGGACUUCAAUGUGUUCUUUCAGGCACUGUAAGAGGGUGUGGAUUGCAGAAAAUUGGUGCAUAUAUCAAUUUAGGAUCAUAUUACUUGGUGGGGAUUCCUUGUGCUAUUGUUUUAGCUUUCGUACUUCACGUUGGCGGAAAGGGGCUCUGGCUGGGGAUCAUCUGUGCGCUUGUUGUUCAAGUAACUUCUCUUAUAAUCAUUCUUGCACGCACUAACUGGGAGCAAGAGGCAAAGAAAGCUAUGGAGAGAGUCCACAACUCUACUGUCCCUGUGGAUCCUGUGUCAUGAAGCUGACUCUCAAACUAUAGCUGUUUUAGACUAAUCUUAAUGUUGACAUAAGCCGAGACAGAAAAUAAAUUUCUGAUUAAUAUUUUUCCGAAGUAAUGGAAGUUUGUUCCUGAGACUGGUUAAUGUUUAGCGAGAAUCAGAAAGUUGUAUGCACUUUUAGAAGACUUUUCUUGGAAAACUUUGACCGGAACUCAGUUGUGUAGCACUAUACAGAGAGUUUUACACUAACUCUCAAAAAAUAGUCUGUUUUCAC
This is a messenger RNA of Rubroshorea leprosula, 1793 nucleotides long. The record is from the annotation of a GenBank genome assembly. Lineage: Eukaryota; Viridiplantae; Streptophyta; Magnoliopsida; Malvales; Dipterocarpaceae.